This is a messenger RNA of Bombyx mandarina (wild silkworm), 951 nucleotides long. Its product is annotated as solute carrier family 25 member 3. Gene Ontology annotation, biological process: mitochondrial phosphate ion transmembrane transport. Gene Ontology annotation, cellular component: mitochondrial inner membrane. The record is from RefSeq and is a predicted model, not a curated record. Gene Ontology annotation, molecular function: phosphate transmembrane transporter activity. Lineage: Eukaryota; Metazoa; Arthropoda; Insecta; Lepidoptera; Bombycidae.
AUGUCGAAGAAGCCCAAAGAAGAGUUCUCUUGUGAGAUGUACAGCAACAAAUACUUCAUGCUGUGCGCUUACGGAGGCGCCUGUGCUUGCGGGAUCACGCAUACCUUCGUUACACCUCUGGACUUGGUCAAGUGCCGCCUGCAAGUUGACCCGGCCAAAUACAAAUCCAUAUUUAAAGGAUUCGGGAUAUCUAUCAAAGAAGGCGGCGCUGCUAACCUCGUAAAAGGCUGGGCACCUACGCUCAUAGGUUAUUCUAUGCAAGGUUCGUCAAAAUUUGCUGGCUACGAAUACUUCAAGUACAAAUUCUCCAAAAUGGUUGAUGAAGAAUCUGCGUACUUAUACAGAACUUACCUGUAUUUAGCUGCUGCAGCAUCGGCCGAAUGCAUAGCUGAUGUCUUCCUUUCCCCUUUCGAAGCCACUAAAGUUCGGAUACAAACAACGCCGGGGUACACGUCAAAGAUGCGGAAGGCCAUGCCACACAUGCUAGCCACAGAAGGCUUUGGAGUCUUUUACCGUGGCUUAGUGCCGUUAUGGGGGCGACAAAUUCCCUACACUAUGAUGAAAUUCGCGUCUUUCGAGAAAACUCUUGAGUACUUGUAUGAGAAUGUUGUGCCCAAGCCUCGUGACCAGUGCACCAAGAUUGAGCAGCUCCUCGUUACGUUCACAGCUGGGUACAUAGCUGGGGUGCUGUGCGCUAUAGUGUCGCAUCCAGCUGACACGAUCGUUUCCAAGCUCAACAAGGACCCCGGGGCUUCGAUCGGGGGUAUCAUAGCCGAAGUGGGGCCGAUGGGCAUCUGGCGAGGUCUAGUGGCUCGCAUCAUUAUGAUUGGCACCCUCACAGGACUGCAAUGGUUUAUUUAUGACGGUUUCAAAGUGAAAAUGGGUAUGCCUCGGCCGCCUCCCGCAGAGAUGCCAGAAUCCCUUAGAAAGAAACUGGCGGCAAAGAAGUAA